Messenger RNA from Helianthus annuus (common sunflower), 1122 nucleotides. Its product is annotated as ent-kaurene synthase TSP4, chloroplastic-like. Gene Ontology annotation, biological process: gibberellin biosynthetic process. Gene Ontology annotation, cellular component: chloroplast. Gene Ontology annotation, molecular function: terpene synthase activity; magnesium ion binding. Bases 1 to 1122 code for a protein of 373 amino acids. The record is from RefSeq and is a predicted model, not a curated record. The transcript has 6 exons. NCBI's taxonomy places the organism in Eukaryota, Viridiplantae, Streptophyta, Magnoliopsida, Asterales, Asteraceae.
AUGACACUAGACGAAGCUAGAUUAAAAACGUAUGAAGAAAGGUUAAAGUUGAAGAAAAAGGAAAGCCUCGUGAACAAUCUAGAAGAACUCUUGUAUGCAAGUCAUGGACAACAUAUUGGAAAUAGUGGACGAGGGAGAUUCAGUUCGUCACGAGGCCGAGGGAGAAGCAAUUAUCAACAUAGGGGUGAAGGACACACCUCUUACCAGUCGGAAGGAACCGACAAACCACAAAGGAAUGAUAGCAAGCAAGAGACACCGACUAUCAGAGAUAAGUCAAAAAUCACUUGUAUAGAUUCAUGUGAUAUGAUGGUGGGGAAGUUAAUCAACACCGUUAGAGUUCGUGUUGUGACAAGUACACAAGAAAAGGUUCGUGUGAUACAAAUCAAGUGCGGUCAAGACAAGCGUGAAGCAAAAUAUUCGUGUGAAGCAAGUUCGUGUGAAGCGAGUUCGGGUGAAACAAGGUUCGUGAGGAGCAAGGGGAAUGAUGAUGUUACUCUUUAUGUGGGCAGAUGGGUGGUAGAUAAUAACUUGGACAAGUUUAAUUCUAGGCAAAAGAUCACCUACUGUUACUUCUCAGUUGCUUCAAUUCUUUCUUCUCCAGAACUAUCAGAUGCCCGGAUUGCAUGGACCAAAUCUUGCCUCCUUGUUACCGUUAUGGAUGACUUUAUUGAUGUUGAAGGCUCUGUGGAUGAAUUGGCGAACAUGAUUCAAUGGAGUGUAAAUGUUGACAAUGAUUGUUGUUCAGAGGAAGUUCACAUUCUCUUUUUAGCGAUAAAAGAUGUAGUGUCUUGGAUAGGCGACACCGGCUUUAAAUGGCAAGAACGAGACGUAACAAGUCAUGUUAUUCAAUGUUGGUUGAAUAUGAUGAAUAGUAUGCUAACCGAAGCUACAUGGGCGAGAGAUGGUACAGUGCCAACGAUGAACGAGUAUAUAGAAAAUGCUUUGGUAUCAUUCGCAUUGGGCACUGUAGUACUCCCUGCUCUUUACUUCAUUGGGCCAAAAUUGUCCGAGGAUGUUGUUCAAAGUCAUGAAUAUCGAAACUUAUAUAAGCUAAUGAGCACUCAUGGUCGCCUUCUCAAUGAUAUCAGGACCUUCAAGUUUUUACGGCAUAUCCAAAUAUAA